AUGGAAAGUGACGAUAAAAGUGAUAUAAAAAUCAAGGAAAAACUCAACCUUCAUGUGAAGAAGCGUUUGCAAGAAACGGUCAAAGAUUCGCCACACGAUAAACAUGAGCCCAAGGACAAAAACAGCUCUACCGCAGGGGCCAAUGCAACCGGUGCUCCAAGAACGAAAAGACAGAAAUCCAAGAAUGGUUCUAAGAAUACAUCAAAUGCACCAGCAACUGCAGUCGUUUCGUCUACACCUGCGACAGGUAUUCGAACAAACGAUCUGCUUCUGUCGCCUGGUGCAGCAAACAGUAAUGAUACGACCAACAGCAGCAUCAAUUCAACCGAUCAGGACGGAGAGUUGAACGACCGGGAAGCAUGUGACAAGGGUGAUAGGCCGGCCAAACCCAGCCAACGAAUGGACAUAUUUGCGAUGAUAUUAAAUCAAAAGAAAAGCUCCCUGAUGUGUGAUCCUGAGGUGAUCCAGUUUAUGAAAAGUCUCACUGAAAGCAAAAAAUAA
Molecule: messenger RNA, 501 nt
Organism: Anopheles marshallii
Lineage: Eukaryota; Metazoa; Arthropoda; Insecta; Diptera; Culicidae
Exons: 1
Coding region: 1-501 (166 amino acids)
Source: RefSeq, a predicted model, not a curated record